UGAUGUGAACACAAUUUCACGCGCUUGGCUCCAAUCAUUCCAAUGGCUCUUGUCGAUCACGUACGCUGAUUUUUCAUGAUCUUCCAUUCGCAUAACGGGAAUAUCGCUCCAGCGUCGACGCAGUCCAAGAGCAAACGGGAUUUUUUCCCCCCUCGAUUGACUACUCAAGGAUAUUUUCGCAUGCCGAGAGACUGAAGAGACAAGAAGAUCACGUUCAAUGCCGUUGGAACAUGUCACAUGUUCCCUUUCAAGAUGCGAGGUAUGCUGUCCCCCCCUCCUACAGACACCAGCCCUCCUUCGCAGCUGCUCCCUCCUUCGAGCAACCCGAUUGGAACCCUCGUCUGUGUGUGAUCUCUGGAAAUCAGCUCUACAUGUUGGACCAGGAGGAGGUUCACCCUUUGUUGAUGCGCGAGCGGCGCUCCGAGUUGCACAGGAACAAGCUGCUGCGACGGGCGGUCAGCGUGCCUGUGGAGGGGAGGCACCAUCCUGAGAUGGACAACGCUCGGCUUCGGCGAAAAAGCAUCGCCAUCGGGAAACAGCCAAGCAUGGAGAUCCCACCCACUGCCCCCCCUCAACCCUUCCGACAAUCCAGUUUCCUCAGUAGAAGACUGAAGGGGUCCAUAAAAAGGGCCAAGAGUCAGCCCAAACUGGACCGAACCAGCAGCUUCCGCCAAAUGAUCCUCCCUCGCUUCCGCAGCGCCGACCAGGACCGGACUCGUCUGAUGCAGAGCUUCAAGGAAUCACACUCCCAUGAGUCUUUGCUGUCUCCAAGCAGUGCGGCCGAGGCUUUGGAUUUAACACUUGAUGAAGAUGCUAUCAUCAAACCAGUUCACUCCAGUAUACUGGGACAGGAGUACUGCUUUGAGGUGACAACUGCUUUGGGAACAAAGUGUUUUGCUUGUCGGUCAGCUGCGGAGCGAGACAAAUGGAUAGAGAAUCUACAGAGAGCUGUCAAACCAAACAAAGACAACAGUCGUCGUGUCGACAAUGUUUUGAAGCUGUGGAUCAUCGAGGCUCGAGAACUCCCACCCAAAAAGCGCUAUUAUUGUGAACUGUGCUUGGAUGACAUGCUGUACGCCCGCACCACCAGCAAACCCCGAACAGAUACUGUGUUCUGGGGUGAGCAUUUUGAGUUCAACAACCUGCCAGCUGUCCGCAACCUUCGCCUUCAUCUUUACAAAGAGACCGAUAAAAAAAGACGCAAGGAGAAGAGCACAUACCUUGGCUUGGUCAGUAUCCCCAUUUCUAGCAUCACUGGUCGCCAGUUUGUGGAGCAGUGGCACCCCGUAAUUCAGCCCAGUGUCCUGGCCAAGGGUGGGGGUGUGGGAGGGGGCAAAAUCAUCAACGUCUCCUUACGACUCAAGUCACGCUUUCAGACCAUGAGCAUUCUACCCAUGGAGCUUUAUAAAGAGUUUGCAGAGUAUGUAACCAACAACUAUCGAACGCUGUGUGCAGUUCUGGAACCGUUACUGAGUGUCAAGAGUAAAGAGGAAGUGGCCUGUGCGCUGGUACACAUCCUGCAGAGCACAGGGAAGGCCAAGGACUUUCUUUCCGAUAUGGCAAUGUGUGAGGUGGACCGAUUCAUUGACCGAGAGCACCUUAUCUUUAGAGAGAACACACUGGCCACCAAAGCCAUAGAGGAGUACCUCAAACUCAUUGGACACAAGUACCUCAAAGAUGUUUUAGGUGAUUUUAUCCGAGCCCUGUAUGAAUCAGAGGAGAACUGUGAAGUUGACCCAAUGAGAACUCCACCUUCUGUACUGCCUGAACAUCAAGCCAACCUCCGGAUGUGCUGUGAACUUGCACUCUGCAAAAUCGUCAAUUCUCAUUGUGCAUUUCCAAGAGAACUGAAAGAGGUUUUUGCGUCCUGGCGUGUUCGAAGCGCAGAGAGGGGACGAGAGGACAUCGCAGAUCGACUCAUCAGCGGUUCCCUCUUCCUGCGUUUCUUGUGUCCAGCCGUCAUGUCUCCAUCCUUAUUUAACCUGACGCAGGAGUAUCCCGAUGAACAGACUUCACGCACACUCACCCUCAUAGCCAAAGUUGUGCAGAACCUGGCAAACUUCUCAAAGUUUGGCAAUAAGGAGGAGUACAUGUGCUUCAUGAAUGAGUUUUUAGAGAUGGAGUGGGGCUCCAUGCAGCAAUUCCUGUACGAGAUUUCCAAUCUGGAUAGUGUGAGCAAUGCAGUAGCCUUUGAAGGUUACAUUGACUUGGGAAGGGAGCUCUCGAUCCUGCACAGUCUUCUAUGGGAAGUUAUGGCACAACUAAGUAAGGAUGCAGUCAUUAAACUCGGACCAUUGCCCCGCCUACUCAAUGAUAUCAGCAUGGCCCUUCGUAACCCUCAUCUCCAAAGACAGCCUAGUCAUCAGACAGACAGACAGCCUCCAGAGAGACAGACAGACAGGUUGCUCUCCAGACCAAGCUUCAACAGGGGUGUCUCAUCGGAGUUCCAGAACCUCAUGAUGAGAGACCUGAACAGUUCAAUCGAGAUCACUCGCCUGCCUUCUCCAACCACUGCGAUGUCCAGCGGUGGAGCUCCUCCUGCUCGGGCUGGAAUCGGGGGAUUUGCAGACCGCGAUCAUCCUCACCGAGCCUCAUCUAAAGAUGUUUUCUAUGUUGCCCGCCCCCCGCUGGCCCGGUCCAGUCCCGCGUACUGUACUAGCAGUUCUGAUAUAACUGAUCCAGAUCCAAAGGCCUCGAUUGCUGGCCUCGGCAGCUAUGGUGGGCUCGCGGGCUUGGGAGGAGGCCUCGGAGGUCAGCUGCGUGCCGGAGGGCGCAUGUCGGCCGGAUCCGGGGGUUCCAGCAUGUCCGGCGGUCUAAGACUGAGCCAGAUCAGCCAGAUGGGGACCACAACGGACUCGCUGUCCCAGCAGCAACAGCAGCAGGCCGCCGCCCUUCGCUACCCCCUCUCCUUCCAGAACCCUCUGUUCCACCUCGCUGCGGAUGGACCACAGCUUCACCACCAGCACAGUCGGGCCCAGCCGCCGCCUCCGCUCCUGCUCGCCCCGGAGCCCGACACCUCUCACCCUGCAUACAUGCCCCAGUUCGCCCAUGGUGGGUUCUCUCGAAGUGAGGACCUCUCCUCCCUCAGACCUGGGCCUCAUCUGGGUCAGCCGAGCAUCGUUCACUCCCACAGCUAUAGUGACGACUACAGCCGACAUAACCAGGGCGACUACGGGCGGCGGCAAAUCCCAUUGCAUAUGCAGGAGCAGCAACAGAUGACAGGCAUGACAUCACAGACUGGCACAUCUCAUUCUUCCCUUGCCACGCCUCCUUCCACUGUUCAGCCUGUCCGUCAAAGCUCCAUGGCUCCUCCCACACAGCGAAUGAAAUCCCAACCCUCUCAUCAGCUGUCGGUGAGUUCUGCCGCUGGUGCCCCCACAGGCAAGACCAGACCGCAGAGCGGAAACCUGCUCCAGUCCCCCGAGUCUGGCUUUGUGGGCCGGCAGCAGGGCCCUCGACAACAGCUGUCCGUCAAAGACAGCACUCCCCCGGGUCUUCCCCAUCAGCAGAGCUCCACCAGGGAGAGCCAGGGGUCCCAGGGCUCUCAGGGCGGAACUCCACAGUCCACACAGCAAUCGAAAUCGCAUCAGGAACGCCAGCAGGUCCAGCAACAGCAUCUACUCAAGCCUACCAUGAGCAAACAGGGCUCUUCUCAAUCUCCAUCCACCCUCAACCCCCUGACCCCUGCCUCUGAGCGAACGGUUGCCUGGGUAUCCAACAUGCCCCAUCUGUCUGCUGACAUCGAGAGUUCCCGCAUUGACAGAGAAGACUUCAAACUGAAGGAGUAUUCAAAGAGCAUGGAUGAGUCACGCCUGGACAGGGUGCGUGAAUAUGAGGAGGAGAUUCACUCCCUGAAGGAACGUCUGAUGAUGUCACACCGUAAGCUGGAGGAGUACGAGAGGAGGCUGUUAACUCAGGAGCAGCAGACCAAUAAAAUCCUGCUACAGUAUCAGAGCCGACUGGACGACAGUGAAAGGAGGCUUAGACAGCAACAGAUGGAGAAAGACAACCAGAUUAAAGGAAUUAUUGACAGACUCAUGGCUGUGGAGGAUGAGCUGAGGGUAGGGGUGGUGCCUGAGAACAAACCCAGGAUAUUCGCAGACCAGGAAAAGCAGCUUCCCUCCUUGGAUUCAGCAAACACCGGUGUGAGUUUUGAAGGAGAAAUGGCCUGCGUUCCUGGCUUUGGAGUCUCCAAAUCCUCUACCCAAUCUUCCCCCCAGAAUGGAAUUUUGUCCUUCCCAUUAGCCUCCCCCUCCUCGUUCUCCUCCUAUUGGACAGCUCUGCCAGAUUGAAGAGCUCUGUGGCAACCAAAAGUCAGCCCCAGUAACAGCCACUAUGGCAACUGGGAACACGGCAACAACAUCAAGGUGAAUGGGCAAGACAGGAGGGGGGGAGCAGGUCAAUACCGUCCCUGACCAAACCUGAGAAAAAUUCCUUCAUUUGAGGAUUUUCCGAAGAAAGUCACGUCAAUCGUUUCCCUCGACAAUGAAGCUUAUAUAUAUAUAUAUAUAUACACACAGUACAUUAGACUAAGGACAAGUGGAAGGCAGCACACAUCAUUUCUUGCAACAUCCAAAUCGAAAGGGCUCUCCGUUGGAUCUGAUAAUAUUCCAAUAUCACAUUUUCUUUGGAUAAAAAGUUAAAAGCCCCUCGCACAUACCUCUGCCACCACAGGUCAUUCAAACCAUGUUGAAAAGUCCUAACAUGGUCUACUUUCCAGGUUUUUGGAAUCUCUCUGAAAUUGUGUAAAAAUUCCUGGAAGCUGAAAACAACCCUUGGAAUGGUGUGGGCAACUAACAAUGUUUUGAAGUUCACAAAGACCUAACUUUGACUCGCAAAAAGGCCAGCUUUGUCUUGGAGAUUUUGUCAUGUCGUCUGGCUUCCCUAGUGCCUUUUUGUAUCUCAUGACAGGGUUUUCAAACGAACACAAGAAUAAUGAGAACAGAAUUACAGAAACGGUUGUGGCGCUCUCUUCUUGAGAUUGAUCAUGUUAGAGGGGUUUGAUGUGGUCUUCUGCCUCAGUGUAAUGCUGAAAAAGUUUGGAAUUUUUAAAAUGCUUUGGAAUCCAAUCAUGGACAAUGUGGCAUGCUUGAAAAGUGCUGGUGGUUUUCAAAUUGCCUCACUAGACUGAACUUGUGCAAUGUUUUCUCUUCUCAAUCUCAGAACCUUUGUGUAUUUAACUGGUGCUAUGGAACCUCAAAGCAUUGCUCCGUCUCAUCAUCCAUGUCUUACGUCCAUAUUUGUCUUUGACAUCACAUUCAUCUUCUAACAGGUCCAUUUUGAAAAAAUUUUAGUGUGUGUGCUUGUAAUUUUGAUAGAUAUGAGGUGAGCGCAAGGUCAUCUCUGUCAGGCGAAAACCCUUUUGUCUUUUUAUCAAAACAAGAUGCGAGAAUGCGGUUAAAUUAACACGUUUUCCUCAAAUGAGGCCCGAGAUCUCAUGCGAAAAGAGAUGAUAUUUGAAGCAAUUAAGCAGCACCUUUUACAUGUGCAGUUAUGCUUUUGUGCUUUUUAUUUUGGUCUUAAAAGACAGUUUAAAGUCAAUGUGAAAUGCUGCAAUCCGUUUUACCUCUGUAAUGUGAAAAAGGAUAUUUAGCGGGAAAAAAAGUUGGACGGGCUUGAUUUUAUCCAUCAGGAAUUGAUUGGACCGUGAAAAGUGGGCAUUACAUACCAGAAUGGAGGGGAUUGGUUAAAAAAGUAGGAGGGAUUCAUAAUGAAUUCGUUAGUCAAAAAGUUGUUUCAGAGGUGGAGCACGUUAUUACAUUUUGAUGAAAGUUUACGCGGACCAAAUUUUUUUUAUUGGGAAUAAAGUGACCAGGAACGUGCAUUACAAAAGUAAACAGGGUCAAUUAAUUUCAUGAUGACUUUAAAGGAUAUCAAAGUAGCUCAAGCAUCUCCAAAGUAGCUUGUGGUGGCAUUAAAUUGUCAUUUAGGAAACAUUUUGGUGCGUAAAAUAUUUAGAUCUUAUGUACUGUACGGAAAUCUGCUAGCUAUAAUUCAUUUUAGUAUCACUGCCAUCUGGUACUGAUUGUAUUCCUCAUUGCUCACAACUGUUUUUGUUGUAUUUUUUAUUUUGCUUUUGACUAAUAAGCUCAUUGUCAUGUUUCUCUAGUCGCAUGGCUUUGAUACAGCACAUUUCAAAUCAUUCAUAUUUAAUGUAAUUCAUUGCACUGAUUUUGCUGAUGUAAAUAUUGGCCUUUUUGCUGAGUUGUAAACUAACAAAGCUACACCAAUACAACAGGCCUAGAUGAGAGCGUCCACAUAUUGUGGAGAUUUAACUGUACAAUAAAAGUUCUACUGAGCUGUACUGUAAUAUUUUAAAGUUUGCAAAGGCACGAGAGAGGAGAAUGGACUGAUUGCCAUUUCAGCUUUUAAGAGCUUCGAGGGCUAUCUUUAAGUGACUUCUACUGCAUUUAGUAAUAAAACAGGCAAUUUGUUUAUGCCCCAAAAAAGUGGUUGAAAAAAAUGGGCUAACAGGGUUAUCAGCUGAUAAAAUGUGCCAUGACAUGAAUAUACCUCAGAUGUAGAAUCGAACGACUCAGGUAAACUAUCAAUUGCCUCACAGUUUAAACGAAACAACAUUUUAAGUUGAACUGCCUGUUGGUAGUUAGUCCAUUUCUUCUCCGAGAUCAGUAGCAGCGAUUUGUUAGCGGCUCAUCAAGCACCUCUUCUUUUCGAUGUUUUUUUGUAUCCCUUUCUUUAUCCCCAGCCAAUCACAAAUCUUCAUGAAGGACAAUCUGGAACCUAGUUGGAGGCCUCACCUAGGACAUUCUUCAGGUUGGCCAGGCUUUAAUUUAAGGGCACAUUCACGUGAUUCGGUUGGUUGACAGAGGAGAAAUUGAGGCUUUGACUCUGUUUUUGUUGCUAACAGUGCCAAAGCCGAUCCAAAGAAACAAAUAGGUUCCCUUCCUCUGAUGUGCCCCCUCUCUCUCUGUCUGAUAGACAGUAAUUUGAUAUGAUGACAGUGUUUGGAUGCAGAACAUUCCUCUGUGCCUCAUAAGGGCUAGUAGGCCAUAUGUGCACAUAGGAGAUGGUUCAUUGAGAGAGCUGGAGAAGUUCUAUGGAUCAGAUCAAUCUCAAAGGUGCUGAUUUUUAGUUUCUUUACUUACUGUAGGAUAUUGAACAAUGCUCUGCUUCUCAUUACGAUCUUCAUAAGCCACAUUAGCUCUGCCAUCAUGCCUGCCUAUCAUGUCUCGAUCAUGUCUUUUAUUUUGGUGAAACUGAACAUGCACAGCCUUUUUAUUGUCCCAAGAGACGCUUCAAUUUAAAUUCAGCGGAUUUGAUAGAGGCUGGAAAUAUCCAAACUUUGUUUCUCAUGUCUAAUGUGGCAGUUUUCUACUUUGUGAAUGGACCUCACCUAAAUGAGAUCACAUAUUUACAUAUUGGUAAUGUGAGAACUGCAGAGUCUGAAAAUAAUCCUUUCUGAUCAGUUUACGUGACAAUCUCUUGAAACAAUCCUUUGCAAAGAAUUUUCAUUGAAUUACGAGGGGAAAAAACACUACCUUUUAUUUUACCUGCUCCCCCUCCCCAACUAUCCGCACUUUGGUACGAUCUGGAUAAUCAACGGCUUGUUUAUCUGCAAAAGAAAGACGGAUUCUUUUGUUUUAUUUCUCUUUUCAACUAUUGCUGUGGAGUUCUUUAUUUAUGGACGAUCAGACACUGUUUGGGUGUAGAUACGUUUAUUCCUCUUGUUUAGAUACUUGGCAUUCAAAAGUUUGUAGGAUUUACCGAAGCAAAGCCAAGUUGCUGUUUUACAUUUAACUUUAUUUACUUAUUUGGAUGCCAUUGCCAGGCAACGCGAACAUUUCUCUGCGAACAUUUCUCUACUUUUCCACCACUAGACAAAAAUAUAAACGUUGAGAGAUAAUGCUGGUUGAAUAAUGUUGUGGGUGACUGUAUAAAAUGUGUGUGCAGUAUUUGUGUAUAUACUGGAUGUAUGGUUAUAUAAUAUAAAUAAACAGUAUAUGUAUUUGUACAUACAAUAUGUUUGUAUAUGCAGUGUACAGAAUAUGUUCUUUUACACCAAUAUCUCUUUUUCUAAAUAUGUGUGGAAAAGACAAGGCGUAACUUUCUGGAACUGAAAAAAAAAAACUGCAUUGGCAACUUGUUGGCAGCAAUCUUUGGAAGCACUUUUUUGCACAGGCUGAUUGUACACAGUCUGAAACCUUUGAUGCAUUGCCAUGCGUCUGCCACAGAUUUUGCCAGUCUAAAGCUUGCACUCAUUUUCUCAUUGAUUGAAACGUUUUGUAAUAGGUUCUGGGUGACCAAGCAAUGGUUGUUCAUAAAUAUAUAGGCUAAAUACCCACUGUAUGUAUGCAUAUAUCAGCUUUUCCAGACUUGAAUAACAUGCCAAUCUUUGCAGCUUGCAUCCCCUCUUGCUUUUAAUUUCAACAGUGCUGUGUGUCAGAGGUUUUUGGAUCAGUGUAGAAGGUUGAUCUUGUAAGAAAUGUACCUUUUCUCCAAAAGUUUCUCAUUUUACUAUACUGACAUUUUGUAUGGGCUGAUGCUUUAUUCCCUCAUUACAUGCCAAGCAACUCUUCCAUGCAAGCAAUUGCUUAUUCAUCCCCUGUAAAUGAAUGGAGUUCCCAUGAUGUGCCUCUUUCUAAUAAACUUCAGUUGAUCUUUGUUAGCCAUAAUCCAAUCACAUUCAUCUUUCUUGACAAGCCAUAAGCCCAGCCCCCUAAAUUUUAGUUUUUGUAAAGGGAUUUAUUUAUUUUUUGUGUAUAUACAGUAUAUAUAUAUAUAUAUAUAUAUAUAUAUAUAUAUAUAUAUAUAUACUGUAUAUAUUAAUAGAAAGAGUGGUAUGUCAGAGUGUAUUGCCAGUGUUUUUGGAUUUGUUAUGAAUGUUAUUCUGGUUAUUGAAUUAUGAUUAUUGUAAUAAUGAUAUAAUGACUGCUGUUAUCAUUUCAUCCUUUAGUUUACUCAAUGCUAUUGAAGACUUUCAUUUCUUUUUGAAAUAAAUCGGAAUUUAUAUUUUUCGGGUGGGCUAAUUAUAGAAAUGAAAUCAAUUAAACUGAUGAAUAAAGAAAUAAUUAAAUUCU
Molecule: messenger RNA, 9038 nt
Organism: Myxocyprinus asiaticus (Chinese sucker)
Lineage: Eukaryota; Metazoa; Chordata; Actinopteri; Cypriniformes; Catostomidae
Product: ras/Rap GTPase-activating protein SynGAP-like
Exons: 21
Coding region: 231-4292 (1353 amino acids)
Biological process (GO): regulation of GTPase activity
Source: RefSeq, a predicted model, not a curated record